Messenger RNA from Suricata suricatta (meerkat), 1855 nucleotides. It is a transcript of the gene FANCL, whose product is annotated as FA complementation group L. The transcript is spliced from 13 exons. Gene Ontology annotation, cellular component: nucleus; Fanconi anaemia nuclear complex. Gene Ontology annotation, molecular function: ubiquitin protein ligase activity. Gene Ontology annotation, biological process: protein monoubiquitination; interstrand cross-link repair. The coding region runs from base 34 to 1185 and encodes 383 amino acids. Lineage: Eukaryota; Metazoa; Chordata; Mammalia; Carnivora; Herpestidae. The record is from RefSeq and is a predicted model, not a curated record.
AUAAACCCCCGGCGGCUCCUCGGAAGGCGAGUCAUGGCGGAGAUGGAAGCGAGCCUGUUGCGCCAGUACCCGCUGCUUCUGCCUCAGAACCGGGCGAAAACCGUGUACGAAGGAUUCAUUUCGGUCCAGGGUCGAGAUUUUCAUCUUAGAAUAGAGCUGCCUGAAGAUUUACAAAUGAAGGAUGCAAGAUUAUUAUGUAGUUGGCAACUGAAAACAAUACUUAAUGGAUACCAUCAAAUAGUACAACAGAGAAUGCAGCACUCUCCUGAUCUAAUGAGCUUUCUGAUGGAAUUGAAGAUGGUUUUGGAAGUUGCUUUAAAGAAGAAACAGGAGUUGUGUCCACCACCUCCUCCUCCCCAGUUCUACUCAAGCCUUAUUGAAGAGAUAGGAGCUCUUGGUUGGGACAAACUUGUAUAUAUGGAUACUUGUCUCAGUACUAUCAAGUUAAAAGCUGAAGAUGCUUCUGGUAGAAAGCAUAUAAUUACUCUCAAGUUGAAGGCAAAGUACCCUGCAGAAUCACCAGAUUGUCUUGUGGAUUUUCCUGUUCCAUUUUCUGUUUCCUGGACACCACAGCGCUCCUUAUUAAGCAUUCAUGGUCAGUUUUUGGCAGCCUUAGAAUCACUGAAAGCAUUCUGGGAUGUUAUGGAUGAAAUCGAUGAGAAGACUUGGGUACUUGAGCCAGAAAAACCUACACGGAGUGCAACAGCACGCAGGAUUGCACUAGGGAAUAAUGCUUCAAUACAUAUAGAGGUUGACCCCAAGCAUCCUACUAUGCUUCCUGAGUGCUGCUUUCUUGGAGCUGACCAUGUGGUAAAACCUCUGGGAAUUAAGCUGAGCAGGAACAUACAUUUGUGGGAUCCAGAAAAUAGUCUGUUACAAAAUUUGAAAGAUGUUUUAGAAAUAGAUUUUCCAGCUCGCACUAACCUGGAAAAAUCUGAUUUUUCUAUGGAUUGUGGGAUUUGUUAUGCCUAUCAACUUAAUGGUGCCAUUCCUGAUCAAGUGUGUGAUAAUUCCCAAUGUGCACAGUCUUUCCAUCAAAUAUGCUUAUAUGAGUGGUUGAGAGGACUGCUGACUAGUAGACAGAGUUUUAACAUCAUGUUUGGGGAAUGCCCGUAUUGUAGUAAGGUAAGGAAAUCAUUAAUCACGAUGCAUAAAGUAGACCUAGCUUUUAGUGAUGUGCUUUAGAAGAGCGAUACGUAGAUAGUAUAGCAGCCUACCCAAAACUGUUUGUUACCGCUGCUCUAUUUGUUAAAAAUGGAUAAAACUGUCCUUUUCAAUAACAUUUUGGUUUUUACAUUGCUCCUUUGAUCAAAAAAAGUACUUUUCAAACUGUAUCAUGACACUGUUUUCUAGUAUAAAGCAGUCUUAUUUUUUAGAAUAUUCACAAACUUACUUUGUUAAAAAUAUAUUCUUUUUAUAAGCCAAUUACCUUGAAGAUGUCUGGGAGGAAAUCCUAAAAUAAGAAUGUAACAUUUCUGUGAAGAACUGGUAACUUUAAAAAUUAUCAAAAGGAUUUUAUUUGAUAUCUUCAGAGAAAGUAUAAAGUAAGACCUACUAAAAUCAAAAGAACAAGAACGAUAAAGCCGUAAUAAUACACAUCCGCCUCUGUGUCUUCACGGAGAGUAGAGUCUCUGUCCUCCAUUCCAGUUGAAGUAGAUGUAUACCAAGAUGAAGACUUUGAAUUGUUGAGUAUAUCUGGACUGAUAAAAUCUUGAUAUGGCUCAUAAAGUGAAUUUGGGAACUGUGUAGAGCUGGGUUUUUCUGGAGAACUUUUUCUUUCGUUCAGAAUUUGAGACUCACAGUACUUUUGUCUUCUCCUUGUGCUUUCCUAUGAAAAAAUAUAUAUAUUGUGUUA